AAAUACCCUACACCCAUCACUUUCUUUUCACCCACUGCUACCUCUUCCUUUGCCUCCUUAGUCCUCUUCUAAGCUUUCUAAGAAAAAAACAAGUUCAUUCUCAGAAACAAUGGAGGCAAUGAAGAUGAAGCUUUUCUUAGUUGUGAUGGCCAUGUUGAUGAUGGCAGCUUCAGCUGCAGAGUCACCGGCUCCAAGUCCCACAUCGGAUGCUACAGCUCUGAUGGUGCCAACAGCGGUUGCUUCACUCGUUGCUCUUGCUUUUGGGUUUCUCUUCUGAGAUGAAGCAACUAAUUGUAUGGGAUAAUUAAGGUUAUGUUUCUCAUCGUACGUGUUUUCUACAUUACUAUGAUUCACCAUUUCUUAUUCUUCUUUGACACAUUCAUUCCCCAAUGUACUUUUUAUAUGUGAUGUUUAUAUGAUGAGUAUUGAAUUUGAUCGUGUAAUAUUAUCGUGAUUUAUUUGGUUAUUUCUUGAAUUAUUCA
Molecule: messenger RNA, 482 nt
Organism: Cajanus cajan (pigeon pea)
Lineage: Eukaryota; Viridiplantae; Streptophyta; Magnoliopsida; Fabales; Fabaceae
Source: RefSeq, a predicted model, not a curated record